Molecule: messenger RNA, 1462 nt
Organism: Austrofundulus limnaeus
Lineage: Eukaryota; Metazoa; Chordata; Actinopteri; Cyprinodontiformes; Rivulidae
Exons: 2
Coding region: 90-1058 (322 amino acids)
Biological process (GO): DNA integration
Molecular function (GO): nucleic acid binding
Source: RefSeq, a predicted model, not a curated record
GGAUACUUCGAGGUAGAGAAGCAGUUCGACGUCAUCAGUCCAAAUGCCCAGACUGCAGGCGGUGGAAGGCCAAGCCUACUAUUCCCCAAAUGGCUGACUUACCAGCUGCCCGCCUCCGCCUUUUUAAACCUGUUUUCUACUCCACAGGGACAGACUGUUUUGGACCAUUCCAUGUUAAAAUCGGACGGCGCACCGAGAAAAGAUGGGGCAUCAUCUUUAAGUGUUUGACUACUAGAGCUGUUCAUCUUGACAUUCUCACCCACCUCGAUGUUGACUCCUUCCUUAUGGCCUUAAGGAGAUUUAUAGCCCGUCGAGGUACACCUAUGGAAAUUCUCUCAGAUCAGGGGACCAAUUUCCGUGGGGCAGAACGAGAACUACAAAGGGCCCUGGCAGAGAUGUCCCCCAACCUGCAGCGAAUCCUUGCCAAGCAAAGGAUUACUUUCAAGUUUAACCCCCCUGGUGCCCCUCACUUUGGCGGCGUGUGGGAAAGAGAAAUACGCUCAGUUAAACAAGCUUUGUACGUCACAGUUGGGGCUCAACCAUUGCCAGAAGAAGUACUCAGGACAGUUCUGGUUGAGGUGGAGGGUAUUUUGAACUCAAAGCCCUUAGGYUAUGUAUCCUCCAGCAUUGCUGAUCCUGACCCUGUGACACCAAAUCAUCUGUUGAUGGGGCGGCCUGAUGGGUCAUUGCCACAGGUUGUGUAUCCAGCAAAUGAACUCCCUAGCAAACGUCGCUGGCGCCAUUCACAGGUUUUGGCAAACCAUUUCUGGUCUAGAUUUAUCAGGGAAUACCUUCCCAAUUUGCMAGUCAGACAAAAAUGGCAGACUACUCAGGCUGACCUGGUUGAGGAUACUGUAGUCAUGCUUGUGGACCCCCAACUGCCCAGAGCACUCUGGCCUAUUGGACGAGUGACCAAGGUGCAUCCAAGUGCUGACGGCCGCAUCAGAUCUGCGGAUGUUCAAGUGAAGGACAGAGUCUACACCCGACCGGUGGCGAGAAUGAUUGUUCUUCCUGCGGUACCAGAGGAGAACAGCCACACUUCAUCAUCAGAGACUUGAACGGUUGCCUUUCUUUGGAACAAAUGUACUUUGUACAUUUGGGGGCGGCUGUUAGAAAGGCUCAGGCUUGUUGCUGAACCUUAGCAUUUCACAAGGUUAAAAUGUGGAUCACAGUUUGUUGUUGAUUUGAAUCUAGAUAGAGGGUGCCACCUAGUGGUGAUAUUGGCAGCACUAUAAAAGGCUGCAGAGGAACGUUUUCUCAGGAAGUGGAUGCAUGCAGCUGGUGCUGACUGUUCCUUUUGUAGUCGAUGUGCGUAAAUGACUCACUACCACACACAACUCCAGGUCGCCAAAGUCCUCCAGUUUCUGUAUGGCUGUUCAACUGCUCUAUCUGCUCAAUAAAGAUUGAAGGAAAUUCCAUCUCCCGUUUAUGUCCUGAUCGACACCCAGUGGCGAGUGCAAUA